UUUAUUUUCCAAGCCGGUUAAAUGGCGGUUGUAAAAGUAGAUUAAACAUUUCAACCUUCUAUAUCGCCCAUAUACUCAUGCACGAGGAAUAUAGCGUCGAUUCUUAUAUUUUAAAAGGGUGUAAGCUUAUUUAAAGCAAAUGGGUGUGGCAAGGGAUGCCAGUUUUGUGUCCGAGUUCACCCCAUUUCGUAAAGCCACCCUGUCAUGUUUUGAAGAACAACCAGAGGGUACAUUUUCGGGUGUAUCGAAAGAUGGCAAGCGUUGCUGGAUUGUUCGUGGCUCACAUCUAGAGAUUUUGGAUGUUGCCAAUAGUGAGCGACUGGCUGCAUGGACGUUUGGUAAAGUUGUGUCCGACCCUCACACAAGGGUGACAUGUGUGAAGGAGUUCACUGUUGGUACAGCCUUGAAACUGCUCGUUGGGGUCUGCAAUGCUUCACCAACUGGUCUGCUGUGUUUGCUUGAUGUGGCAGUUGGGAAAGUGACCAAAACAGUUGAAAUUCCUCAUCCAGUGACAGAGGUAGAGGUCCUGUCAACCCACAAAAAGGCAACAGCUCCUAGAUGGGCUCUCAGUGAACACUUGUGUUACUUCAGUGGGCUGGUAGCAGUGGGCACAAACACUGGACAUGUUUUGCUCAUUGACAUGUGCACAGAUGAUGAGGAAUACUUCUCCAACGAGGAAGUCCCCAGUAGCCUCCAUCUGAUCUCUCCACGUGUGACAGAUAUAGAGAACCAGCGUUUCCACUGCAUGUCACAGGGCCUUCAUCUAGCCAUGGAACUCAAUGAGACCAUGUUUUCCAGGGGUGGUUUUGAGUACCAGAAGCCGGAUGGCGUGGUAAUGAAGACAUUUCGGCUCGACAUGGUGUCUGUAACAUGUCUGAAGUAUAUUCCACAGACGGGACUGCUAGUUGUUGGCUACAAUUUUGGAUGUUACCAGCUGUGGAAACUUCAGGUGCCAGUGUUAGAAUACAGCAGCAGACUGGAGUCUGAGCCCACACCUGUGUCUCACAUUGCCUACCAGGAGCCUGAGAAUGACCCCAAGAACUUCUGCUACAUCUGGAUCGCCAGGGGCCAGCCUGAGGUGGAAGAGGGGGUUGACCCUACAGUGUGCAGCAUUGCGAUGUACCAGCUGGCCUUUACUAACCGAGCCUUCUACAGCGACUAUGGCACAUUUUAUGAUGAGCUCACGUCCGUAUGUCUGCGCUUGGAGCACGAGCUCACCUCGUCCCUGAUUCAUGCGGGGUCUCGUUACGAGGGGAGCAGUAAGCUGAUAUCAUGUGCCACUGUGACCGACCCUAACUAUCAGCCUCUUGCCAAACUGUCUACAGAGGAGUCUUUUGAAGAAGGUUCAACUGGUCCAGACCUGAGCCUGUGCAUGUUUGUCUGGGAGGCCACAGAAGGGACCUCCAAGGUGGGCCGUCAUCUUGCCAUAUUCGACAUCAACCGCUGGUACCACGCUCAAAUGCCCGCUAAUGUCAGGUUUAUCUCGGGGUCCCAAGACACCUGUGCCUACAUUUCCUGGUACAGAUUGGAUAAUGCUUCUGAGAGAGCAGGCAACGAUACACUGUUGGCUGCCCACAUUGUUGCUGACAGACUGCGCAAGUUUGACAGCUGUCUCCCCAUGCCCCCUGAGCUGCAUUUCUACCCCUCGGCCCUGGCGUUUGAUACCAAGUUGAUAUUUGAGACUGGUUCCCUGUCAGCCCGGUUCCUGGGCAGUCAGAGACAGGUAUUCAGGACAAUGGAAGAGCAGGGACCCAGUAUCCUUGUUCAACCACAGGAACUCUACAGCAUGUGCAUUCACGUGGGUCUUCUACCUCGCCCCGUUAGUGUAGCAUCUGUAAACCCUAGCCUGAGCAGUCAGCGUGAGAGCAUGAUAAGUGUAGCACUGGAGUAUAACCUUGUAGCUUUCAUUAAGGCUUGUAUAGUUCAGUGGGCAACUGGGGAAUACGACUACCAAGGCUGCACAUUGAAGUUCGUGCUGGACUGGGCAUGGGAAACUGUCUCCAAGUUGAAACACAAGAUUGAUCAAGUCUGUGUGCCACUGUUCAACUGGUCGGGCCUCACCCUGGACCGGCCGGCAGUGCGCUCACUGGUCCAGUGCGGCCAGAAGCUUGCUCACCUUAUCUGCAUCUUGAAGACGUUUGCCUCCGGGACUGGUUCCAUCACAGUGGCAGGGGAGGCAGAGUUGAACAGCAAGGUGCUGGUGACCAGUCUCAUCUCACAGCAUCUAGCGGUGGUGCUGUGGUUCUUUGGGACAGGACUGCUGCCUGAGAAUGAUGACACUGAGGUGACUCAAGGAGGCCAGUACUGCUACCCGGCCACCAGUCUCAUGUCAGCAUACAAGAGUCGCAGGGAGGAGCUCGCCAGUAUUCAUGUGGACAUCGGACCUUCAGACCUGUUGUUGAUAGACGGGCUUGUGGAGAACAUGGGGGUGUGUGAGAUAUGGGAGAGAGAGGGAGGCAUGGCACAGUACCCCCCACCCAGCAUUCAUGCCCUGAUAUCUAGUUACCUGUUGGACAACUGUGAUAUGUUGUCAAAGCACUGCCUGGUGCUGUACCUACUGCUGGACCUGGUGUCGGUAGAUAGCUGUCAGGAGAAUGAAAGUUUCUUGGAGAAGGUAGGAGGAUUUGCCCGCAGGUUUGGACUCCCCCCGACUCUGGUGAAGCUUAUACAAGCAUUCUGGCUGCUCGACCACAGGGAUUUUGAGGAGGCCAUGUCUCUAAUGCUGGACCCUAUGGUACGCGGGGAGUUCAGCAGGUGGCAGCACCGACGCGUGAUCAAGUCCCUGCUGUACCAGGGGGAUCCCCAGAUGGCCCUGCGUUACAUCACCACCCUGAGACCCGCCCUGAACACACCAGAGGAGGUGAAACUCAAACUCACCGUGCUCAUGGCCAAUGGGCGCAUAGAGGAGGCGUUGGUGUACCAGAGGAAGUGUCGAGACAAGACCAGCAUGCAGGACCUGUUGGCUCACCUGUUCCUGGGAUGUCAACAGACAAACACGGUGGACCGCCUGCUGCAGCUACACCUCAGUGAGGAGGAGGAGCGCCACCUGGUGACCUUCUUACAGGACAGCUCAGAGCCUCACUCCCAGGAGCUGCUGGUCACACACUACCUGCAGAGGGCAAAAUUUGUCGAGGCCAUACAACUCAAUGAGAAACUGAAACAUACCAUCAUGACAGAGGGAUGUUCAAAGGCCCGUGAGCGCGCCUCUGCAAGGAAUGCAAUUGUGGAGCGGUACGCCAGUGUGCUGCCCAGUGUACAGAGGAGACUGCUCUUUGAACAGGUCCAUGUUCCGAAGAAGAAUACACAGUGGAGGAGGGAAGUGCGACGACCCAACCCCCUGUCCACAAAGAUCACCCAGUGCCGUGGUAAGGUGACCUCCCAGUCCACAUACAUCAUGACCAUCAUGGAGACUCUGGAUGAAAUGGAGGACAAACUGCCUGGUGAUAGACCUUUGGACAAGUCUGUUGGUCCAUUCAUAUGUACUCCUGUAACUCCUGCGCGCAACUCUGUCAGGGACACCCCGGUGACCAUCUACCCAGAGCUGACAGAGACCCUACACACGUCCCGCGGCCCUUACCUGCUCAACAAGUCUCUGACCAUGCUGUAUGGGGCUGAGGUGCAGACUCCCACCAAGGGAGAUAGAGGGAGUCGCUUUGUUUCCGCGGCCUGCAUGACAUUGCUGCAGACUCCGACAGUCAAGAAAAUGACGCCAAGGAAAUCCAGUUUGUCGACAGGCAAGGCAGUCACUCCACAGUCCAUACUGAAAGUGCGCAACAUGAUCUCCAACACAUCCCCUAGCCCGCACAAAACUAGCACUACACCAAACUCACUUGAGUUGGAGGGCAGCGGUCGCAAGGCCCCCCGUAAGCUGGGCUAUGGCUCAGGCUCCGGGACCCCUCUGUCUAGCAUUCCCCGACAUCUGGCCACCGAGAUGAGCUCACUGCCUGCCACGCCCAAGUCAGUGUCCUUUGCAGAACCAGACGAUACAGAGGUCGGAGUGACACCAAAGAAUACAGGGUCAUUGAAACCUUCCACUCCAAAGUCUGUCUCGUUUGCUGACAAAUCCAUCUCCACGGCAACCAAACUGCAGCUCCUGUCAACACCCAAGCAGUUGAGAUUUGCAAGUGAAAGGUCACUGCCAAGUUCAAGGUCACCAGAGGGUUCAAGGUCAAGGUCAUUGGAAGACAGGAGCCCUACUCCUGAAAGCCCCGAGAAGUCUCCAAAGUUUGCAUUGCAUUUGGACCAUCUCCACCGCAAGCCCCUUCAUGAAGAAGAGUCCCUGGUUCGUGCAGAUGGAAUCAGCAGACCUCCAGGGCCAGUGUGUGGAGAAAUGGAGAGACGGACGGAGCCAGUGGGUGGAGAAAUGGAGAAACGUAUGGAGCCAGUAGGUGAAGAAAUUGAGGAACGGACUGAGCGAGUGGGUGGAGAGAUGGAAGGUGAAGAGGAGUUUGUGCUACAAGUUGAGGAGAGUGAUGAUGGAAACAUUAGUGAUGAAAAUGUAGAGGAAAUGGAAGGCAGUUUUGAUACUCCGGCAACCUCCCCUGCCUCUAUGGACCUGUCCUACGCUUCCAUGGUGACUGUGAAAGAACAUCGUCUUGCCUCUGUAGGUUCAUCCAUCACUCCGGAGCACAGUCCAGUGAAGUCCCUGAGCUCACCAGUCAAGUCCGGCCCGUCAUCUCCUACAGUGAAGGUCUCCAAGUCUUCCAUCUCCCAGUUCUCCGUGGCUGAAAGCAGACAACAGUCCGCUGAGAGUUCUAGGGCCCGAUCAAGUGUAAUGAUGUUUAAUGGGACUGAGCGAACUGAGGCAACAUCAAGCGAUCAAGGACUAGUGAAAGCUGGACCAGUCAAUAUAGACCUCACGGGGGCUUCGGAAGAUGAGGACAUGGACAUGGGACAUGGUGGAUUGAGGUCUCCCAAAAACGAGCCCAAAGCCACACAUGGGGAAAUAUUUAAAGACUAUGAGGAGAUUAAUCCUCCGGGUGAAAUCGAGGAUGAAUCUAUGGAGGAUAGAAUUUCUGAAGAUGAAGAUGAGAGUGGGAAGAUUAUUGGAAGCCAGUCUGAGCCUGUAAGCAAAUGGAGUCAGUCCCCUGUCAAGGUUGAGGUAGAGGACUCUACUGUGGUCACUCGUCCAUCGAAUCUCCUUGGGGCGGGCCCUGUCCAGCUUUCGGGACUGCAACGAAAAAGUCUGACACCCCCUGAAGAGAGAAACAUUCCCCUGGUUAAGAAGAAAGGGUCGCCACCAGACUCCGAGUAUGGCACUCAGAGCCCUGAUUUACAACUGAACAUUGCCAAAAUUCUUCAGGACAUUGAUACCAGAUUUGCAGACACUCCUUUAGAAAAAUCACAACUGUCAGCAGUUAAAGAGGAAGCGCCGCUGAAUAGAUCUCGAGUACGUAGAAAGUUUGAAAUAUCCGUAAAAGUUGAGACUGAGUCUGUUCCCAGUACUUCAGAUGGUGUCUACGAAGAAACUGUAACGUCAACUGUAGAUGAGCCAUUGACUCCUACGAGAUCUUCGCGUCGGCUCAGGCAGAAGGAGUCUGAACCCACUGAGCUGGAACAUGAUUCUCAAGAGCCACUACUGCCUGAUAGGUCCGCAAGAAAAAAGAAGACAAAAAGUGUAGCAACUACUGAUGAUGAUGUUGACUCUGCUAAAGCCCUGCCCAAUACUCCAACUAGGGCUUCCAGAAGGGGAAACAAAGAUAAAAGUAGUCCAGAAAAACCGGCCCCAAUAUCUACUAGUCGACGGUCAAAAAUUGAGAAAAUAAAUGAAAGCUUAGUGCAAAUUAAAGCGCAUUCAAGUAAGCCUUUUACAAAAGAAGCUGUUCAAGUUGUUCAUGAAGCAGUGCUCAAUGUCUCUACAGAGUUGAAGGAGAGAAUUAAAGAAAGUGAAAAAAGUGCAAGUGAUGUUGAAGGUAAUGAUGAAGAGGAGAAAAUGACUAAAAUAAAAGAUAAAUCUGUGAGAAAAUCUGUUUCACCCAAAAGUACUCCAAUUGGAGGUAAGAAGAAAGCUGCAACACCGUCACGAUCAACUUCUAGAAAUAAAACAGAGAAGGUAGAAAGAGAGGCAGGUAGUGAGGAAAAUGUGGCUUUAACACCCUCAAGAACUCGAAGAGGUGCAAUUAAAACAGUGUCACCAAUUUCUGAAGAUAAAUCUAAGACCACUACUCCUACAAGAGGGAGACGAAAGAAGACAAUGGAAUCUCAAGAUGAAAAUCAAAGUAAUAAUAAUGAAGAGAUUGAAAUAAGUGAGGUCACCAUAUCUGAACCAUCCACUCCAACUGCAAGAACCAGAGGUGCUUUGAAGGAUAAAAGUGACAAUAAGAGGGAUAGCUUUGGACAUUCAGAGAUACCAGUUGAUGUAGGGAUUCCUGAUGAUUUAGAAGCGCCUGAUACUCCAUCUAGAAGGAGCCUGGGUCGUGCUUGUAAGAAAGUGGACUCUGAUGAGCCCAAGACUCCAACACGAAGGCAGAGUCUGGGCAGGGCUGUUAAAGAUGAGGAUGCUGAAGUGGCAAUCACUCCUUCCAGACGUAAAAGUUUGGGGCGCGAGGCAAAGGAAAUUGUGGUUGAGGUACUGACUUUACAGUCAACAAGCCAUCUGAGUCUUGAAAGAUUGCCAACUGGGGAGGAAGAGGUGAAAAAAAUUGCAAGCACUAGGAGGCAAAGUUUAGGCCGAACUGGGAAUAAUGAAAUAGACAGUGAAGACACAGUGCCAAAGUCACCUGCUAGAGGACGUAGGAAAGGACCAGAUGUAAACAAUGAUCAAGUCAAUGUUGCAGAACCUGUUACACCAACCAGAAGAGUUCGUUCCAAAAAGGCUGAUCUUCCUAAUGAAAGUGAAACUGAAACUGAUGUUAAACCAGCCACCCCGUCUAGAAGGGGUAGGCCUCCGAAACAUGUAUCACCAGAACGAGAUAAAUCAGUUCUGUCUAAGGCUGAAGAGGUAGCUACAACUCCAACAAGAAAGGGGAGGAAAACAACCACCCAACAGACUACAGCUUCAGAGCAAUCUCUCACUCCGGGACGGAAAACACCGAGUCGAAGAGGUCGUUCAAUAAAGUCAGAUAUGAAAUCUGAGUCCGAGGCGGAGGGGCAAUCAGAAAGUGUUCAUGUUGAAAAUGUUACGCCGUCUAGGAGGAAAAAAUCAAAGAAAGAAGACAAAGAUGUAACUGCUAAUGCAGUUCCUGAACUGUAUGACAUUCAGCCUACCAGCAGCUUCCAGUUCUCAGAUCCAAUGCAGGUAUCAGGGGCAGAAGAAUCUGUAGCAUCCAAGCCUUUCACCCCUGUGAAGUCAUUCAUCUUCUCCCCACCCAUCUCCCACACCAGGUCAUUGAGGCGUGCUCAGCCUGACAUCCAACAGGAGGCCAUUCUGCUCCCAGGAACUGUCGAUCAACUAGCCAAGGAACCCAUAGAAGAGAAAAAAAACACAAGAAGGACAAAGAAACUGUACAAGGAGAAGGAGGAGCUGUUACUGAUAAGCCCCGGGGAUGUCACUGCAGUUACCUCCCCUAGUGAGGAUGGGCGGGACCUGAUCACUGGGAGGCGGGGCGGGGCAAAGAAAGCAGAGACAGCAAAGGAUGGCACAAAACUUGUUGUACGUGGGAUCGAGAGGAUGCUCAGGGGCAGACGGACGAGCUACCGGAUAGGGCCAUUGUCAAAGAAAAAAUGACUUGUGUGUCAAAAAAUGAAGAAAAAAUAUUAGUGACUGGUCUGGGUGGUUUAGCUUCUGGAUAGGACAUGGAUUAAAGAUGAAUUGAUCUUGUGUGAGAAAAGAGGUGCUUUAUGAAUUGUUUAAUUACUAAUGGGGCAUUUAUUUAAGACUGAUACGGUAGUAUAUACCCUCUGCUACAAAGGUUGAGAGCGGGCAGUUGGGUUCACACUGUCUGAACAGUUUGUUUGUCGGUUUGUCUAAAAUGUUGCUAUCUUAUAGGAGUAAACUACUUCUUCUCCAAUCAAUUAAAGUAACAGUAUAUUGUUUGAAACUAGUAUGACCCUUGGUGGAUUUGUUUGCUUUGUUCUGUGUCUUGUUUGUGGUUUACAUAUUAGGGUUUAAGAAUGUUAUUGUCAAAAAAGAAGAUUAACGGAAACGAUAAAGUGGGAAUUUUCAUGUGUGAUAAAUUACUUUGUUUGAUCACCAGUGGUCUGUCAUAAAACAUAGUAUGUAUAUAUUACAUGUUCAUGUUUUCUGUAUUUCCUAAAUUUUAGGCACUUGUCAUUUUGGCUGGACUACAAUUCAGUCAUAAGUUGAAAUGUCAGUAGGAUGUUCAAUAAUACAGGUCCGAAGAAAAAAUCACAGUACAAAAGUACCAUGAGGUGCUCUAUGGUUACAGCAAGUGAAUAUGCACAACACUCAAAACAGUUUUUUGUUAUGCCCCCAAAGGAAGGCAUAUAGUGAUCUGACUGUCCGUCUGUCUGUCACACUUUUGCGUUUAGGUUUCGAAAAAUGGUCAUAACUUCUAUGUCGCUUCAGAUGUCUCUAAAACAUGCUACUCAUUGUUUUUAAUAAUGUGAAAUUUUAGGCUUACUUUCAUGCUGAGUUUGUACUUAACCUUUCAAUUUCAAAUAUUUUGUUAAGCACGUAACAAUGAAAGCAAAUGAUAUAGACCGUGUUCUGCGAAAAUAUGGUUUAAUGUGCGUUAAGUGUCAUCGGAGAUUAGCCUGUUUAGUCUGCACAGGCUUAUCACAUAUCAGGGACGACACUUUCCGCUUUUUUUGUAUUUUUUUGUUUAAAGAUAGUUUCUUCUAAUCAGAAAUUCAGUUUAUGCAGAACGAGUCAUCCAAGAUUAGCCUGUCCGAACUUCAAAGGCUAAUCUGGUACGACACUUUAUGCACAUGCAUUAAACCCCCUUUUCACAGGUCACUGCUCAUAUUACUGCGAAGAGCAAGAAUACCAUUUAUAUGACCUGUUUGAUCAAAACAACGUUGCCUUGCAAAUGUUGCAAUAACUUUUGUUAUGGCUUCUGGCUUUGAGCCAAGGGAAAUUAAAAAAGGAAACUGUCAUUUUUUUAAUAAAAAGUAAAUAUGGAAACAGCUUAAGUGCUUGGCUUAUAUUGUUCUCUAAAUGGUAGAGUAGUAUGCUACGAGAAAAAAAGUUUGUAUUAUGUAUUGUUUAAUUUGGAAUAUUUGUCAUUCCUAAAUGGCAUAAACACAGUCUUGACAAUUUGUAAAAUUGAACCACUGUGUUCAGAUAUAAAAAAAGUGCAUUUAUUUAAGGACUGUAUACACUUUGUUGUGCAUUUUUUGCCCUUUUUAUAUCUGUCUGUUUACUCCAUGGUAUUGAUGAGUAUGGACUAUUGUGCUCUAGAUAUUAUGCUCUUUUGUUAAAAAAUGUAUUACAUGUAUGCUAUGAUUUUUGAUGAUAUGUUUGUUAACUUAGUAAUUGUAUGGAAAUUCUUUGUACUGUAAUAUGAUACAACAAAUUGAUAUAUUAA
Dreissena polymorpha is the source of this 9428-nucleotide messenger RNA. Its product is annotated as protein ELYS-like. Bases 140 to 7666 code for a protein of 2508 amino acids. The record is from RefSeq and is a predicted model, not a curated record. Gene Ontology annotation, molecular function: protein binding. The transcript has 37 exons. NCBI's taxonomy places the organism in Eukaryota, Metazoa, Mollusca, Bivalvia, Myida, Dreissenidae.